Messenger RNA from Eurytemora carolleeae, 1027 nucleotides. RefSeq lists its product as uncharacterized. Bases 132 to 1019 code for a protein of 295 amino acids. The transcript is spliced from 11 exons. The record is from RefSeq and is a predicted model, not a curated record. Lineage: Eukaryota; Metazoa; Arthropoda; Copepoda; Calanoida; Temoridae.
CGAAUUUUACGUUUACCUGGUUCUGGCCGUUGGUUGAAGAACCGGUUCUACAAGGUGAAGUUGCUUAAUGCUUAAAUCUAAAAACCAAAAUAAAGGAAAAAGAAUAAGGAGAUCUUCUUAACUCAUCAGCAAUGUCUACACUAGGGAGGAAGUCCCCAAGUGUAGUAAGCAAUGGAUCCAGGCUUUCAGUUUAUUCACAUGCAUCAACCACACGCUCCACACGCACACUUGGAGGACAACAUAGAGGGAAAACCUUGAAGUCCCAGAAGCUACAAUGGUGGGAAAAACCUAUAAUACAGAGUGCUUUCUACACAGAUCUUACUUCAGGAGCUUGGCAUGCUACAUUUUAUACACUGUUCCUGGCAUUCUGGACUGCGAUGUGGUCUAUUUUUGAUAUCUACUGCCUAGUUGAAGCUAGUCCAGGGAGUAAUCACACCGGAUAUUAUAUAUUCAGCUUCGAAUUUGUCUACGUUGGAAACCAUCACGUUCGGAAUAUUCUGAUGAUGUCGAGCUUGUUCUCUCUCGUCUUCUCCAUCCUCAUCUUCAUCAACAGCUGUAUACUCCUCGACGCACUCAGGCUGGAAAAAGAAACCGGAUUCAAGGGUUGGCUUUACACCAUGGGGGCCUUCACCCCCUGGAAAAUUGUAGCCUGGGUUUACCACAGUAUCGUCAAUGAUAUCAUCUUUGGAUACCACAUCUUCAUGUUCAUCACCUGGUUUUUCAUCAAUAUCCUUGAUGUACUCGCUGUGCUUGUCAUCUACUCUCUCUACAUCGAGCUGACAGGAGUCUCGAAGCUAGAAAACUUGGCCAAGAUAAAGAUGGUGACAAUGAGUUCUCGAGCUAACAGUAUGUAUGGUUCACGUCCUACGAGUCCAGGGGUUCGUGGUUCCAUCCCAGCAGGAGGGGUUCCAUAUACAGGGUUAAGCACUGGUCCUCCAAUCAAUAAUCUUCCAUCAAACUAUAGUAGGGAAGGAUCAUAUGCUCAGCAAGAUAUUCCUAAACGACAAUCUCACUUCUAAUUUCUACA